This is a messenger RNA of Condylura cristata (star-nosed mole), 948 nucleotides long. Its product is annotated as olfactory receptor 8H1-like. Bases 1 to 948 code for a protein of 315 amino acids. Gene Ontology annotation, biological process: sensory perception of smell; G protein-coupled receptor signaling pathway. NCBI's taxonomy places the organism in Eukaryota, Metazoa, Chordata, Mammalia, Eulipotyphla, Talpidae. Gene Ontology annotation, cellular component: membrane. The record is from RefSeq and is a predicted model, not a curated record. Gene Ontology annotation, molecular function: odorant binding; G protein-coupled receptor activity; olfactory receptor activity. The transcript has a single exon.
AUGCAUAGAAGGAAUAAGACCGAUGUGCCUUACUUCAUCCUUCUGGGAUUUGCCGAUGCUGAGGACAUCCAGCUGGUGCUCUUCGUGCUGUUUCUGCUGAUCUACCUGGUCACCGUGCUGGGGAAUGCGGGCAUGAUAAUGGUCAUCCGCCUGGAUGCCCAGCUGCACACACCCAUGUAUUUCUUCCUCAGUCACCUGUCUUUCAUUGACCUCAGUUACUCAUCUGUCAUCUCCCCUAAAACCUUACAUAACUUACUGACCUCCAACAAGAAGAUUUCCUACGUGACUUGCUUCACUCAGCUAUACAUUUUUGUCUUUUUUGUUGCUUCCGAAUGCAUUCUUCUGUCCUCCAUGGCCUAUGACCGCUACGUAGCCAUCUGCAAUCCUCUCCACUACCCGGUUGUCAUGUCCACAAGACGCUGCUGGAUCCUGGUCCUUGGGACCUAUUUUAUAGGUUUUAUAGAUUUUUUCAUCACUGUGCUCGGCAUGAGGAAAUUGACCUUCUGUGAUUCCAAUGUAGUCCAUCAUUUUUUCUGUGACACGUCCCCUCUUAUCGCCCUCUCGUGCACUGACACCCAAGACACCGAACUCAUUAUAUUCGUUUUUGCAGGCUGCACACUUGUGGGGUCUCUUAUCACAAUAUCGGUGUCGUACAUGUCCAUUCUCUCUGCUAUCCUGAAAAUUAAGUCCACUUCAGGAAAGAGAAAAGCUUUCUCCACCUGUGGCUCCCAUGUCGUGGCCGUCACCAUCUUCUAUAGCACCAUGAUCUUCAGUUACUUAAGACCAAGUACAUCCUACUCCCUGGGAAAGGACCAGGUGGCUUCUGUGUUUUACACGAUCGUGACCCCCAUGCUGAACCCACUCAUUUACAGCCUCCGCAACAAAGAGGUGAAAAAUGCUGUCCUGAGAGUCCUGCAGAGGAGAGAGGGCUCCAGGCACUGGAAAUAG